AUGGCGAAUCGCAGGUUAUUUUUAUUCCUGAUAUUGAUGUUGCUUAGCUUUCAAACCCUUUUAACUACAGCACAUGAAGAUCCAUCUUACAAGGAAGUACAAGUGGGAGUGCUUCUUGACAUGGAAUCAUGGGUAGGGAAGAUCGUUUAUGGUUGCAUUACCCAGGCUAUCUCUGACUUUUACACCGAAAAUCCUCACUAUAGAACAAGGUUAGUUUUUACGAAGAGGGAUACUCAAGGAGAAACACUGCGUGCGUUGUCUGCUGCGCUGGAUCUUUUGGAAAAUAGUAAAGUGAAAGCGAUAAUAGGUCCAGAAUCAACAGCCCAAGCAAGAUUCUUGGAGAAUCCUUACUUUCUUCGAAUUGCAGAAGAUGAAACCACUCAGUUCAAAGGCAUUGCUGGCAUGGUUGAAUCAUUUGAGGCCAAGAAUGUGAUUGUUAUCUGUGAGGACACUACAGAUGGAAGAGAAAUGGCUGCUUAUAUGUUUAGUGCAUUUCAAGAGAAACGCAUACAAGUUAAGCAUACUAGCCUAAUUUCGACCUCUGCCAGCAAAGAACAAGUCGAGGAAGACCUUCACAAGCUUCAAACCAUGGAAACCAUGGUGUUUGUCGUCCACACACAGCCUUCUCUAACAGCCCAUCUUUUUUCCAGGGCAAAAGAGUUGGGCAUGAUGGGUGAAGGAUACAUGUGGAUCAUAACAAGUAAGACUACCAACUUGUUGAAUUCCAUGGAUGCUGAAGCAAUCAAAUCGAUGCAGGGGGCUGUGGGUUUCAGAUCGUAUUUUCCAGCAUCAAGAAAGCUUUACAACUUUGCUUCAAAAUGGAGGGAGGAACAUUAUGCUUUAAACCCUUUUAAGGAGUUUAAGGAGUUGGAUAUCGUUGGCACAUCACUUUUGGAUGAGAUGUUAAGACUCAACUUCCAAAGUUUAGGUGGUGAAUUCAAGCUUCUGAAUGGGAGAACCAUCUCCAAAGCCAUGGAAGUUGUAAAUGUGAUUGGUAAGGGUGAUAGGAGGGUUGGAUUCUGGAUGAUGGCUAAUGGUGGUGAGUUUGUGAAGGAAAUUGGAAAAUCAAAUUCUUUUUCUAAUCAUGGCCUGGAAAGUAUCAUAUGGCCGGGCGGGUCUGAAACUUCACCAAAGUAA
Messenger RNA from Lactuca sativa (garden lettuce), 1137 nucleotides. Its product is annotated as glutamate receptor 1.2. NCBI's taxonomy places the organism in Eukaryota, Viridiplantae, Streptophyta, Magnoliopsida, Asterales, Asteraceae. The record is from RefSeq and is a predicted model, not a curated record.